This is a messenger RNA of Stereum hirsutum FP-91666 SS1, 2324 nucleotides long. RefSeq names its product DEAD-domain-containing protein. Lineage: Eukaryota; Fungi; Basidiomycota; Agaricomycetes; Russulales; Stereaceae. The record is from RefSeq and is a predicted model, not a curated record. Gene Ontology annotation, molecular function: ATP binding; nucleic acid binding. The transcript has 11 exons. Gene Ontology annotation, cellular component: nucleus. Bases 147 to 2324 code for a protein of 725 amino acids.
CCUUGCGCUUGACCACGACCAGCGUGCUUCAGCGUUUCUACAACAUUUAUCGUUUCCUUUUUUUGAAAGCCCGGACACUUUGACCAGGCGGACUCGCAAGAGGAAAGAAGAAUCGAGGCUAAAGAAAGCUAGAUUCCGUUACCCUCAUGACCACCCCGGUAGCCCCAGCGGCCGUGGAUGCAGCCAAAGGAAAAACCAAAGCGAAACAACGCUACCUAAAAGCCAAGCGUGACCGUCGCAAGAAACGAAAGUCUACCACAGUCCCGGGAGGCCGAACGAAGGCAGGAGAAGCCGAAGGGGACAGUGAAGAUGAGGAGGCGGAAUAUGGGAACCUCAAUGAAGGAGACGUGGUUGGGAAGGGUCAGGCUAUAAAUUUGGCUGAGGAUGAAGAGCUCGGAGGGAAUGUGGAAGAAUUAGUUGUGGACGAGAAGGCGAAGCGCAAGAGGGAGAAGACGGAGAAAAAAGAGCAGAAGCGAAAGGCCAGGGCUGAGGCUUCCAUCACCAUCGACGAAAUCCCCGUCAAAUUGAAUGAAGAUCUGCCUCGUCCUCGCAAACGUCGAAAACUCAGUCUUUCUCCCGGUCCCGUAUCAUCACAAGCAGCGCCGACAUCCACACAUCCUCGUCACUCGCCCUCAAAAUCUCCUUCGCGUUCACCGCCGCCAUCUCAUAUUCAAUCUUCUCCUUCACUAAAAGUGCAACGGAUACGCACACCAUCACCGCCACCUCCCAGCUCAAUUCCAUCCUUCCCGCUCCCUACUCAACCAAACGCACCGUUAAAAUCAGAGCUUGCGUCCCAGGGUCUCGACAGAGCACUCGCGCGUGCACAACUUGUUGAACCCUCAAUUUCGACCCCCCUUUCGUUCGAGGAGGACGAAGGGGAUAAAGAUGCGCAGACAGGGCUGGCUUUGAAGACGAGGAGCAGACUGAAGGAGCUGGGGAUCGAAGAGCUGUUUGCUGUGCAGACGACGCUCCUUCCACUCCUACUUCCUUCCGGUCCUUUCAAACGUUCAUUAUAUCUUCCGUACGAUCCUCCGCAGGACAUAUGCGUUUCCGCACCCACUGGGAGCGGUAAAACUCUUGCAUACGUUCUUCCUAUCAUCGAGAUUCUGUCUGCACGAAUUGUAACUCGACUCCGAGCACUCAUCGUUCUCCCUACAAGAGACUUGGUGACCCAGGUCAGAGAGACCUUCGAAGCUAUAGGCAAAGGAAGAGGCUUAAAAAUCGGCACGGCGACAGGUCAGCAUUCCUUCGCGCAUGAGCAGAAUCAACUCGUCGCGGAUAAGUCAGCACAUAAAGUCGAUGUUCUGAUUUGUACGCCCGGGAGACUAAUCGACCACCUGAACGGGACGCCAAAUUUCUCGUUGCAACAUUUACGAUUCUUGGUAAUUGAUGAAGCUGACCGGCUCCUAGCCCAGUCAUUCCAAGAUUGGCUCGCCCAAGUCCUUGCAGCAACCCGACCUCCACCUGUACCCACUCAUGACCCCUCUGCCCCUGCCUCAACAUCAGGAUCGUUCACCGUACCUCAAGACAACGGCAUCGACAUUCCCUACCCCGACGCACUCUCACCCUCAUUUCUUCAUCUCCUCCGCCCGCCUAGCUUUGCCAUGAUAACCGACAUCGACACCCCUCGCGAAUCAUCAUGCCAAAAACUCCUAUUUUCAGCUACAUUGAUGAGCGAUCCGGGAAAGAUCAAAGCUUUGGAGUUGAGGGAUGCGAAAUAUAUCGUCGUACAAGGACAAGCGAAUGGAGAAGGCGUGUUGGGCGUGGUGAUGGAGAGGUUUAGUAUGCCUGCGACGUUGACGGAACACAUGCUCGUCGUCCCCUCCUCACAAAAACCGCUCAUGCUCUUCCACCUCGUACACGCUCAUAACGUCAAAAAUGCACUCGUGUUCACGAAGUCGGCAGAGUCGACUGGCAGGCUCGUGAGGCUUUUCCAGUUCUUUGAGCGCGCGCGGAUUCAGGCGCAAUCGCAAUCGUCUAUGGACGUGGAUCGUUCGGGGCAAGAUGCGAGGGAAGUCGUGGUCAAGGCUUAUUCGAGCGAUUUGGGAGCCGCUGAGCGGAGAGGGCUGUUGGAGAAGUUGAGGGACGGGACAGUUGAUAUCCUUGUUUGCUCCGACCUUGUAUCGCGAGGUAUCGACAUCAGCAUCGUGCAACAUGUCGUAAGUUACGACGCGCCGGUGGAUAUUAGGAAAUACGUGCAUCGGGUGGGGAGAACGGCGCGUGCGGGAAGGGACGGCGACGCAUGGACUUUGGUCGAGGAGCAAGAGGUGCGUUCCGUUUUCUUUUUCUUUCUGUCUUUUCUUUCCCUCGGUCUCCAUGGUUAG